Messenger RNA from Myxocyprinus asiaticus (Chinese sucker), 1363 nucleotides. RefSeq names its product integral membrane protein GPR180-like. The record is from RefSeq and is a predicted model, not a curated record. The transcript has 9 exons. Gene Ontology annotation, biological process: response to pheromone; G protein-coupled receptor signaling pathway. The coding region runs from base 77 to 1363 and encodes 428 amino acids. NCBI's taxonomy places the organism in Eukaryota, Metazoa, Chordata, Actinopteri, Cypriniformes, Catostomidae.
GGGAGGAAGGGGACAGUGUUGCCCUCAUUCAUUGCAGUGACUAAAGAGAAUCAAGAGGUUUUAUUGAAAUAAAAUAAUGUUUCCCUAUUUAAUAAUCGUCAUUGUUCUUUUAUACAGUCCUGUAACUGGAAAAACGGUUUCUGGAGUUUUCCGGAGCGACGCAGCGAGAGAAAAUAAUGGGCAAUAUAUCACCAGAUUUCUCUAUCAUGGUGAGAAUGGUCUGCUGCUGUAUCGAGUGGAUGAUGUUCUCACAGCAGUACAGAAGGAGGGCAGACUGCUGUUGUUUCAGGGGAUGCAGGAGUUUGACAAUCUCAGCUGUCUGGAGAGAGUCUCAGCGGCUCAAAUCUCCAUUCAUCUGAGUAAAGAAGAGAGUAACCAGUCCAUACCGCAGCAGUCGACGCCACAGCUGUGGCAUGUGAUGUACGCAGACCGCUACACCUGUCAGGACGGGCAGAUUGACGGUGUAUUGGAAGACGUCCGCUUCCAGAUCACACUGCUCAACCCUGACGCCGCGGGAAACCCACUGGAUCACUUCAGCGCGGAGGAGGCUGGUCUGCACAGCUUCUACUUCCUGUUGAUCUUGGCGUAUUUCAUAGCGUCAUGUAUCUACGUGCAGCCGCUGUGGCAGGCGUUGAAUAAAGGCGGGCCGAUGCUCACGGUGCUGAAGGUUUUAUCCACUGCGCUCCUGCUGCAGGGAGCGUCCAUGCUGUUCAACUACAUACACAUGGCACGGUACGCUAGAGAUGGUGUCGGCACGCCUCUGACGGGCAGUCUCGCCGAGUUGUGUGAUCUGAUCGCUCAGGUGCAGAUGUUGUACAUGUUGUUGAGUUUGUGUGUGGGCUGGUCUCUGAGUCGCAGCAGGAAGUCUCAGUGUAAACCGCUGCAGUGGGACUCCACACCUGGAUCUACUGCGCUGGCAAUGGGCGCAGUCAUCGCACAGGGGGCGCUGCUGAUCUGGGAGCAGUUUGAGGACACGGAGCAUCACAGUUUUCACGCUCAUGGCAGUGUGGCGGGGUGGCUGCUGAUGGCACUGCGUGUCGCUCUCGCUCUGUUUCUGGCAUCAGUGCUGUAUCAGAUCAUCGCAGCUGAACGGAGCGCGCUCAAAAGAGACUUCUAUCUCACCUUCGCCAAGGGCUGUUUCCUGUGGUUCCUCUGUCAUCCGGUUCUCGUCCUGUUCUCUGUUUUACUCAACGAGCAUCAGCGAGAGAAGGUGAUUACGAUCGGAGUGAUUCUGUGUCAGUCCAUCUCAGUCGUGGUGUUGUAUCGUCUCUUCCUGUCGCGCAGUCUGUACUGGGAGGUUUCAUCGCUGUCGUCCGUCACUCUCCCUCUCACCAUGAGCAGAACAGCACGAGGACGAUACUGA